Molecule: messenger RNA, 1182 nt
Organism: Yamadazyma tenuis ATCC 10573
Lineage: Eukaryota; Fungi; Ascomycota; Pichiomycetes; Serinales; Debaryomycetaceae
Gene: TDA11
Source: RefSeq, a predicted model, not a curated record
AUGAGCCAUCUGAACCCCAGUUUGAAUGUGCCUGUCACCACCCCUUCCCCCACAAAACACCAGCACAUGACACCCGGUGCACGUCUGCAGUCGGAUGUGGGUCUCCAAACCGCCUCGACGCCGGUGUUUCCCUCUGCAAAAACAAUCAACUUAUCGAGAAAGAACCCCAAAAGCAGAUCCAACUCCGUCAGAUCAAAAGGAAUCGGCUUGAACUUGGCGGUGUCACCCGCCAGCAUCAGCCCAAACCCUAACAACAACCCCGCUGUGUUUGGAUCCACUUCCAGUCCCGGUACCGUUUCACACUUGUCUCAGGUGCCUGAAGAUCCUGUUUCCAGAUCUGAUUCCACCAGUCCGUCUGUCCACGGAGGCCCGAUCCUGGAGCUCAAAUACGAUAUUCCAUUGCCAUCAAUGGCCGAGGUCCUGGACUUAGACAUUGAGGGUCAAUUGCGGCUUUUGGCAUUGAGAGAAAUGAGUAUAGUGGAGAUCAAGGACAGUAUUGCCAGUCUCAACAGCAAAUUACAGCAUCACGAAAAUGAGCUCCGUAAGCUCAGAGAAGUAAUCCAGAAACUGUUAUACAUGGAGCUAUCCAACUCGCAGAACCACGAAGGAAGACGCAGAAACGAUAGUAAUUCAACCCAAGAAGCCUUAGCUAACUCCAAAAGCCACCGAGGGAAGUUAUCACUUCUGCAAGAUAAACCAGACUACAGUAAAGACAAAGGUGGUUUGUGGAGCAGUCUUUCCAAACCGCUAUCUUUAAUUCAGCAGCUAGAUACGAUGUUGCAAAACGAGUUUGAAAAGUCUCUCACAUCUCCUCCACCAAAUCAACAAACCCACCCAGUACGAAGGCAUAAGACUAGGCUAUCCGAAGAUUCUACGUCCAGUGUCAGCUCGGUGCCUUCGCCUCUACAGUCGAGGUCAGGGAGAAAUGAUCCUGUGAACCUCGAUGGGUACAUUGAGGGAGAUGAGACUAAGCCAAAAGGACCAGAAGAUAUGAUGCAAGUGGUUUCGUCGAGUCUCUGGUCGUUUGUAAGUGAGAUACGUAACAACGUCUUGAACAGCAUGAACGACGAAGACGAAACCAGCCCUUACAUUGACAAUGGUUCGAACAUGAACCUGAAUGACAGUAACGACCACACGAUAAUCAAUGAAAACGAGUUUGAUAAGCUCCUUGAUCUUAAUUAG